AGUUAGCUGAAGGGUUACAGUAGGUGACUUCACACUGUUUUAAAGGUGUAUUUUUCGACGAUAAGAUUGGACAUUUAAGCGACAUUUGUUAAAUACAGAACCCACCUACUUUUUCCAUUCGGGGGUUGUUUUAUCGUAGAAGGUUAGCUAUUAGCCGAGGAGGCUAACUUGGUCCACAAUGGAGGGCAGCGCCAGCGUGAGGAAAGCACUGUCCGGGACCCUCGUCCCCGCAUCGGUCACGACUGUGGCUCUCCGACAGCAGCCCGAGGACGAAAAGGAGAAGCAGACGAGAAAGGUCCUCGAUGAAGAGCAGUACAUUGAGAGUUUAGAGAAGAUCAUCCAGAGGGACUUCUUCCCAGAUGUGACUAAACUGCAGGCACAGAUGGACUAUAUUGAUGCGGAGGAAAAUGGAGACCUUGGGAGAAUGAGAGAGAUAUCCAUCCAAUAUGGAUCAUCUCUGACAAAGUCUACACCACGAUCAUCUGCACCCUAUGUGACACCAGCUAGUUUUGAAACACCAGUGGGUCAUGCAGGAUCCCCCUCCUCCACUCGUGGCACCAAAGUUAUAGAUGGUGAGAUCAAGGAUGAUGAGAAGGAAGAGAAAGAGCUGCCCUGUCUCGAUCGCUUCCUCGCUAAAAAUACCAGCGAGGAUAAUGCAUCAUUUGAACAGAUAAUGGAUCUGGCAAAAGACAAGGAGAAACUCAAGCAUGCCUGGUUAUAUGAGGCUGAGGCUGAAUUCAAACAGCGCCAUGAGGAGAAACUUGCCUUACCAUCAAUAGAGAAGGCAGCUCUUGAAUGUACCAAAGCUGGACUGGAAACAUGGGAGUACAAAGCGAAGAAUGCCUUGAUGUAUUAUCCAGAGGGUGUUAAAGAUGACGAUGCUCUUUUCAAGAAGCCAAGGGAGGUAGUUCAUAAGAACACGCGCUUCACUGUCGACCCAUUCAGCAAAGCUCUCAACAAGAGCCAGAUUCAACAGGCUGCAGCUCUCAAUGCACAGUUCAAACAGGGGAAAGUUGGCCCAGACGGGAAAGAGCUCAUCCCACAUGAUUCUCCAACAGUGAAUGGAUAUGGCUUUGAAAGAUCACCUUCCCCUGCUCCUGGUGUAGCUGAGUCACCUCUGAUGACUUGGGGUGAGAUCGAGAGCACCCCGUUUCGUCUGGAUGGAUCAGACACCCCAUAUGUUGAGAGGAACCAUGGUCCAUCGUUUAAGAUUCCAGAGCCAGGAAGACGAGAGCGGUUGGGUAUAAAGAUGGCCAACGAGGCUGCUGCUAAAAACCGUAUGAAGAAGCAGGAGGCAUUGCGAAAGGUCACAGAGAACCUUGCAAGUCUAACGCCUAAAGGUCUGAGUCCAGCCCUCACCCCCGCCCUGCAGAGGCUUGUAAAUCGCACAUCCAGCAAGUACACGGACAAAGCCCUAAGAGCAAGUUACACCCCAUCGCCCUCACACACAGUCCUUGGUUGCAAGUCUCCCUUCGGUGGCCCAUCCACUCCCUCAGGAACACCAACGCCAAACAAAGCCAAGACGCCGAGCACUCAGGACCUCACUUCACUCACAGACAAUCUGCUGCAGCUUCCAAAGAGGCGGAAAGCCUCUGACUUUUUCUAAAAGGGACCCUUUUCUCUACUGGGAUUGUACAAAAACACACUUCUUAUAAUGUGGAGAACUCAAUUAUGACUUUCAAUACUAAGUUUUCAAAGCACAUCUUUCGGCUGGAUAACUGGAUAGAGGAACAUACAUUGGAUUUAAGAAUUUGUAAGGAUUUUAUUUGUUAUAUUUUUUGCAGAGAUGGAUUUAUGUAGUUCACUGUGAAAUUCAUCUUGAGCAGAUUCUAUUUAAUUUAAUUUUAAGUUUUCAGAAUCAAGUUUUUAUUGUUUCUUGUUCAACCGUUACCACUCUUAUGAACUUUAAUUACCCCUGCCUCAUACCCAGCAGCACAUACUCGACUGUAUUUUUAUUUUGUAAUUGUAAUCCAGCUGUUGGGGCUUCAACACCCAGCUAAUAAGAGACGUCAUAUGUCAGUGU
This is a messenger RNA of Scomber japonicus (chub mackerel), 2023 nucleotides long. It is a transcript of the gene ess2, whose product is annotated as ess-2 splicing factor homolog. The coding region runs from base 179 to 1606 and encodes 475 amino acids. The record is from RefSeq and is a predicted model, not a curated record. Gene Ontology annotation, cellular component: catalytic step 2 spliceosome. The transcript has 10 exons. NCBI's taxonomy places the organism in Eukaryota, Metazoa, Chordata, Actinopteri, Scombriformes, Scombridae.